Molecule: messenger RNA, 3474 nt
Organism: Ochotona princeps (American pika)
Lineage: Eukaryota; Metazoa; Chordata; Mammalia; Lagomorpha; Ochotonidae
Gene: TYRO3
Product: TYRO3 protein tyrosine kinase
Exons: 19
Coding region: 273-2951 (892 amino acids)
Biological process (GO): platelet aggregation; cell surface receptor protein tyrosine kinase signaling pathway; multicellular organism development
Cellular component (GO): signaling receptor complex
Molecular function (GO): ATP binding; transmembrane receptor protein tyrosine kinase activity; protein binding
Source: RefSeq, a predicted model, not a curated record
GAGGAGGCGGCGGCGGCUCGGCGAAGAACAUGAAUCAGCGGCGGCGGCGGCGGCAGAGGCAGGAGCGCGGUAGCCCAGGAACGGCCCCGGGCACCCCGCGCGGCUGACCCGCUCGGGUCCCGCCACGCCGCCCCCAUCCCCCUUCGCGCGCUCUCCACCCGGGCGAGCCCCAGCCCCUCCCUCUGCCCUCCCUCUCUUCCUCCUCCCCCUUCGUCCUCCCUUCUUCUGCCUCGCUCGCGGGCCGGGCCCGGCAUGGUGCGCCGCCGCCGCCGAUGGCGCUGAGGCGGAGCAUGGGGCAGCCGGGACUCCCGCCGCUGCCGCUGCUGCCACCGCCGCCGCCACUGCCGUGGCCGCUGCUGCUGCUGCUGCUGGCAGGUCUGGCCUCGCUGCUGCUCCCGGAGUCCACGGCCGUGGAUCUGAAGCUCUGGGGAGCCCCUGUGAAAAUGACAGUGUCUCAGGGGCUGCCAGUGAGACUCAACUGCACUGUGGAGGGAUUGGACAGCCCCGAUAUCCACUGGAUGAAGGAUGGUGCUGCGCUUGAGACCUUGGACGAGGUGUUCAUCCAGUUAAACGAUCGACACUGGGUCAGCUUCCUCAGCUUCAAGUCAGUGGAGCGCUCUGAUGCGGGUCACUACUGGUGCCAGGUGUAUGACCAGGGAGAGACGGAGAUGUCCCAGCAAGUGUGGCUCACGGUGGAAGGUGUGCCGUUUUUCACUGUGGAGCCAAAAGAUCUGGCAGUGCCACCCAAUGCCUCUUUCCAACUCUUUUGUGAGGCUGUGGGCCCCCCUGAACCCGUCACCAUUUUCUGGUGGAGAGAACAUACAAAGGUCGGGGGCCCUGUUCCCUCUCCCUCCAUUUUAAAUGUGACAGGGGUGACCCAGAGCACCGUAUUUUCCUGCGAAGCCCAAAACAUCAAAGGUCUGGCCUUUUCUCGGCCAGCCACUAUUUUCAUUCAAGCACUGCCCGCAGCCCCCUUCAACGUCACAGUGACGAAGCUCUCCAGCAGCAACGCCAGCGUGGCCUGGGUGCCGGGUGCCGACGGCCGAGCCCUCAUCCAGUCCUGCACAGUCCAGGUGACACAGGCUCCGGGUGACUGGGAGGUCCUGGCCGUUGUGGUUCCCGUGCCACCCUUUACCUGCUUGCUGCGGGACCUGGCUCCUGCUACCAACUACAGCCUCAGGGUGCGCUGUGCCAAUGCCCUGGGGCCCUCUCCCUAUGCAGACUGGGUGCCCUUUCGGACGAAGGGCCUAGCCCCAUCCAGCGCCCCCCAGAACCUCCAUGCCAUCCGCACGGACUCCGGCCUCAUCCUUGAGUGGGAAGAAGUGAUUCUCAAGGGCCCUUCGGAAGCUCCCUUGGGACCCUAUAAACUGUUUUGGGUUCAGGACAAUGGAACCCAGGAGGAGCUUACCGUGGAGGGGACCAGGGUCAAUUUGACAGGCUGGGAUCCCCAGAAGGACCUGAUUGCUCGCGUGUGCGCCUCCAAUGCAAUAGGCUAUGGACCCUGGAGUCGGCCACUGGUGGUCCCCUCUCGUGACCAUGCAGGCCGGCAGGGCCCUCCACAUAGCCGCACAUCGUGGGUGCCUGUGGUCCUGGGUGUGCUCACAGCCCUGGUGACGGCUGCCGCGCUGGCCCUUAUCCUGCUUCGGAAGAGGCGGAAGGAGACACGAUUCGGGCAAGCCUUUGACAGCGUUGUAGCCAGUGGCGAGCCAGCCAUUCAUUUCCGGGCAGCCAGGUCCUUCAAUCGAGAGAGGCCAGAGCGCAUUGAGGCCACAUUGGACAGCCUGGGCAUCAGCGAUGAGCUUAAGGACAGACUGGAGGAUGUGCUUAUCCCCGAGCAGCAGUUCACCCUGGGCCGCAUGCUGGGCAAAGGAGAGUUUGGUUCAGUGCGGGAGGCGCAGCUGAAGCAGGAAGACGGCUCCUUGGUGAAAGUGGCUGUGAAGAUGCUGAAAGCUGACAUCAUUGCCUCCAGUGACAUUGAAGAAUUCCUCAAGGAAGCAGCUUGCAUGAAGGAGUUUGACCAUCCACACGUGGCCAAGCUUGUCGGGGUGAGCCUUCGGAGCAGGGCCAAAGGACGCCUCCCCAUCCCCAUGGUCAUCCUGCCCUUCAUGAAGCAUGGGGACCUGCAUGCGUUCCUGCUUGCCUCCCGCAUUGGGGAGAAUCCCUUUAACCUGCCCCUCCAGACUCUGAUCCGGUUUAUGGUGGACAUCGCCUGUGGCAUGGAGUACCUGAGUUCCCGGAACUUCAUCCACCGAGACCUGGCCGCUCGGAAUUGCAUGCUGGCUGAGGACAUGACCGUGUGUGUGGCUGACUUUGGACUCUCCCGGAAGAUCUAUAGUGGGGACUACUAUCGCCAGGGCUGUGCCUCCAAGUUGCCUGUCAAGUGGCUGGCUUUGGAGAGUCUGGCUGACAACCUGUAUACCGUGCACAGUGAUGUGUGGGCCUUUGGGGUGACCAUGUGGGAGAUCAUGACUCGUGGGAAGACGCCUUAUGCUGGCAUUGAAAAUGCAGAGAUCUACAACUACCUCAUAGGCGGGAACCGCCUGCAGCAGCCUCCGGAGUGCACAGAGGACGUAUAUGAGCUCAUGUACCAGUGCUGGAGUGCCGACCCCAAGCAGCGCCCAAGUUUCACCUGCCUGCGGAUGGAGCUGGAGACCAUCCUGGGUCACCUGUCCGUGUUGUCUGCCAGCCAGGACCCCUUGUACAUCAAUCUGCAGAGAACCCAGGAGCCCGCUGAGGGCUGCAGCUUGGAGCUGCCCAGUGGGGAGGCCGAGGAGGGCAGUGGCCUGAGGGCUGCGGGGGGCGCCACCACCAGUGACUAUCGGUACAUCAUUAGCCCUGGAGGGCUGGACGAGCCUCCUGGGCAAGUGCAGCAGCAGCCUGAGAGUCCCAUUAAUGAAGCCCAGAGGCUCCUGCUGCUGCAGCAAGGGCUGCUGCCCCACAGUACCUGUUAGCCCACAAAGAGAGGGCAUCUGGGGCCAUCUGGCCGGCUGCUGUGCUGGCUGCCUGAGUCCCGUCUGACCCCAACCCAGGCAGCAGCGAGGUGUGGAGGCUCCUGUGGAAGUCCUCCUGAGCUAUGCUAGAAGCCUGGACUGACCACACUGUCCAAUCCCAGUUCUUCCUGCAACCACUCUGGGCCAACCAGCAGUUUAGGCUUUGGCCUGGUGUUUUGAACCCAGGUGGCUGGCAGUGGUGGAGGUGGUGGUGAUGUCUCCAUGGUUACUGUUUGUGUGGCAGACCAUGUGGGGAGGGUCAGGGCAGCCCUGUGGGCCCCUUCCCUCCCAGGUGAGCUGUCCCUGCUGAGGUGGUGUAUGACACUAGGCUGGGGGCCUGGCAUGCCCACACUUGAACUUUCAAUGGUCUGGUCAGGUCUGUCUCCCUGAGUUAAAAGAUGCCCUGUACUCUUCUGUGAGUGGAUGGGGAUUAGCACAGACAUGUCCCAAUCCCAUGGUGGGAGACGGAGGAUGCUCACAGGAC